AUAAUUCAAAAGCUUAUUGUGCAGUGUAAAUUUUCCAGAUUUUGCACGCCUUUUUUUCUGUCUCUCUCCGCUAUUUCGCAAUUUGUGUACACAGUUGUAGCCAGUGCGUUUGUCUUCCUGUGAACCCAGGUGUCGAGUACACUCAUAAGCUUUGACGGGAAACAUAGAAAUACAGUCAUUUUACAAUGCAUAUCGUAGCGAUUUUUGUUGCCAGCGAGUUGAUAAUCGGUGUGUUAUCGGCUGCCGUCACAGGCAAGGAGAUAAAAGUCCAUGUUGGCACUUGGAAUGUGGACGCCAAGGGACCUAGGGAUAACGUAGAUGAGUUGAUCGGCCUCAAACCUUCUAGUCAACCGAACGAUCUGAUCCUACUAGGAUUCCAGGAGAUGGUAAGCCUUUCCCUCACUGGAGCUUUUAAAAAAGCCAUUCAAGGAGAAAAGUGGACCGGCGAUCUGGAAAAUAAGUUCAAAAACAAAAAUUAUAUUAAGGUAGAGGCACGCACUAUGUUCGGUAUAGGCUCUUAUGUAUACCUCCUGAACACGCACCAAGACUCACUGGACAAAUCCAGCGUCAAGGUGGAAGAGGUGAAGACAGGUCUUCUCGGCAAAGUCGGAAAUAAAGGAGGUAUCGUUACUUCUUUCAAAUUGUUCGGAAAGGGGUUCACAACCAUCUCAGCUCACUUUCCCGCUCAUUACGAGCAGAACGAAAAGAGGAUCUCCGUUUACAAACGGAUCCUGAACGCGACCAAAGGUCUGACGAAUGAUUUCAUGUUUUGGUUAGGCGACCUGAACUUCAGGGUGGACAAAGAACGAGAGGACAUCGUGAAGAAAAUCAAUGAAAACAAAACGUCUGAACUUUUAGUCCACGACCAACUCAAGGAAUGUCAGAAAAACGGCACGGCGUUCAAAGACUGGAACGAAGCGGAAAUCACCUUCAAACCGACUUUUAAAUACGAAAAAGAGUCUGAUACAUACAGCGACAAAAGAAGGCCGUCCUGGACCGACAGGGUCUUGUAUAAAUCGGAAACCCAGCAAACCAUUACAUCCAAAAAAUACCAACGUUUGGAACACAAGUACAGCGACCACAGGCCUGUCACUGCUGAGUUUACUAUUAAGUUAUAAAUCAAAAUAUUAUGUAAAAUAAAUAUAUUGUCAUUAGUUGUUUCAAUAA
Cimex lectularius (bed bug) is the source of this 1167-nucleotide messenger RNA. RefSeq names its product inositol polyphosphate 5-phosphatase K. Lineage: Eukaryota; Metazoa; Arthropoda; Insecta; Hemiptera; Cimicidae. Gene Ontology annotation, molecular function: phosphatidylinositol-4,5-bisphosphate 5-phosphatase activity. The record is from RefSeq and is a predicted model, not a curated record. Bases 186 to 1118 code for a protein of 310 amino acids. The transcript is spliced from 4 exons. Gene Ontology annotation, biological process: phosphatidylinositol dephosphorylation.